Messenger RNA from Rubroshorea leprosula, 2774 nucleotides. Lineage: Eukaryota; Viridiplantae; Streptophyta; Magnoliopsida; Malvales; Dipterocarpaceae. The record is from the annotation of a GenBank genome assembly.
AAUCUUUAAGGUGCAAUUCACGACGUUCUUCCAUCAACUCACAAGCUGAGUUCCACGCUAGGAAAGAAGAGAGGGUCGUCGAAGAAAUCUUUCUUGUUUUGAGCAAAGCAAGUGGCACGCCAUUUCAUCUGCCACGUGUCAAGGAGAUUUUUUGGGAUAACAGUCUUCCCAGAGUGCAAGCGCGGACUGAAGAAGGACUCCUGGUUUGGUGCAAUUACAUUGGCACCAUCUGUGGGAAUCGAACUGAAAGCCUUCUAGUUGCUCUUUCAUCAUGGUCCACACUCGAUCAGUCAGAGCUGGUAAUUCAUCUCUGCCUCAUGGGCAGGGUCAACCCCCCACCAACCUUCCACCUCUGAUCCCACCUCAACUCCCACCUCAGCCUCCACCUCAGUUAGUACUGGCUCAGCUUUUAGCCAGAAGCAAUCCUAAUGACCCCCUCAUUAAUUUACUGAACCCUACUCAACAACCCCCAGCUCCACAACAAAAUCCUCAACCAGUUCAGCAUGCUCCCGCUAUUAGUGAAUCUCAGGGUCAAUCCCAUAUAGCACCCGCUCAACAACCUAUCCCUGAUGAUGUUACUCGCCGCCUCGAUAGCUUGGAAAAGCUAGUGGUUGAACACCGAGGUGCUCCACCACCACACCAUGCUGCUGAUUCUAUACCUCACCCUCUGAAUACCAACAUUACACUGGAACCCUAUCUUGCUGGCUUCAAAAUACCACAACUGGAGACUUAUGAUGGAACGAAGGAUCCCGAUGACCACCUGCAUGCUUUCUACUCUUGUAUGCAAGCUCAGAACGCCUCCAACGCGUUGAUGUGCAAAAUCUUCCCUUCUGCUCUUCGAGAAAUGGCAUCUGCCUUUGCCACUAAGUUUUCCAGUAGAAGGUUGAUUAGGAAAACUACGUCUGAGCUGAUGAGAGUUAAACAAAGGGAUGGAGAAUCCCUAAAGAACUAUAUGAGCAGGUUCAAUGAUGCGGUAUUGGAGGUUAGUUGCUUUGAUCAAGCUGUGGGGAUUGCAGCUGUAAUCUCCGGUCUUAAGCAUGACAGGUUCAGAGACAGUUUGAUCAAGCAUGCUGCCGCCACCUUCAGCGAGGUAAACGAUAGGUCUUUGAAGUUUAUAACCGCCGAGGAGUAUGCCUUGGCGCAGAAUCUGACUCCCAUUAAGAACCAGAACCCAGAGUGGAGAGAUGACAAUCCGAGCCGGAAAAGGAUGAGGAUGGCGCAGAACCGAGAGCAGUGUAACAGUUUAAAGUCUGAACUAGAAAGUUUAGCUCAGAAGGGAAUGCUGAAUGAGUAUGUUCAGAGAGCUGAACAGCCGAGAUUUGUCAGAGAACAGAGGCCACAGCCUCAAGGAGUCCGUAAUCCCCCAAAUAGGCAAGGUGUGGGAUAUCAGCAAGCCCCACCUCCGCUCCCACCACCAACUAGAAUCAUACACAUGAUUACGGGAGGCCUUGAAGCAGGUGGACUGAGCUCUAAGCAGCGAAAGCUGUAUGUUAGAGAGGUUAAACAAAAAAACCGAGCUCAGAAGCGUAAGAUUGACGAUGCUGAGUGGAAGAAUCAACCCAUUACUUUCACAUCUGCUGACCUUGACACAGUUGUUGCACCCCACAAUGAUCCUCUGGUCACUACUGUCAUGAUCAAUAACUGUGAAAAAUAUGACGGUCCUAUCUAUGGUUUCAACAACCAACCUGUUCCGGUAGAAGGAGUUCUUACCCUCCAUGUGGCUUUUGGGAGUGGCCGGACCUAUGUAACCCCUUCAGUCCGAUUCCUCGUCGUCAAGAUGGCGUCCUCUUUCAACAUUGUCAUUGGCAAAGAUCAGACACCCGAGGCCAUUCCCCAGCGAAUUCCUGAUACUCAGCAAGUUAUGGGUGUAGAGAUCGUCGAUAAUCGACUGGACGAUGAAGCCAGAGCUGCUCCAGUCGAAGAUGUUGAAGAAGUGCUCGUUGAUGACAGAGAUCCAAGCCGAAAGACACAGAUUGGAACUAGAUUGAACCCAGAGGAAAAGAUAUGCCAGGAAUUCCAAUGUCAACAUAAGCUCAGUACCAACCCAUUGAAGAAACCAGUGGCCCAGAAGCGGCGUCUCUUCGGGGGUGAGAGGCUUCAGGCUAUUAAAGAAGAGGUAGAGAAGCUCCUACAGGCUGGUUUUGUCAGGAAAGUUGAUUACUGUGAAUGGGUGGCUAACCCAGUCCUAGUGAAGAAGGCAAAUGGUAAAUGGCGAAUGUGCAUUGAUUAUACAAAUCUUAACCAUGCCUGCCCCAAGGAUUGCUAUCCGAUGCCGAGCAUUAACAAAUUAGUUGAAGCGGCUUCAGGCAAUGAGAGGUUAAGCCUCUUGGAUGCAUAUUCUGGGUAUCACCAAGUGCCAAUGGCUCCCGAAGAUGAAGAGAAAACCUCGUUCUAUGCUGGCGAUGAAAUUUAUUGCUAUGUCAUGAUGCCGUUUGGCUUAAAGAACGUUGGUGCUACUUAUCAAAAAAUGGUGACCAUCGUCUUUCGAGCUCAGAUCGGCAAGAAUCUGGACGUGUAUGUCGAUGACGUCGUAGUAAAGAGCCGGAAAGCAGAAGACCAUCUAGCCGAUCUCGAUGAAACCUUCAACAACCUCAGAAAGAACAGGAUGCAGUUGAAUCCAGCCAAAUGUAUUUUCAGCGUGGAGUCUGGAAAGUUUCUGGGUUUCAUGGUGUCCCGAAGAGGGAUUGAGCCCUUCAUCGAUUCAUAUCGAAGUCAACAGAUAAGUGCCUGCCAUUCUUCAAGAUCAUGAGGUCGGCUGCCCAGAAGGAUGAAUC